GCAUUAUUGCAAUUUUUGACAAUCUUAUCUGUUAUGAAAUAGAUAUUUAACAUGACUAUUGACAUUGAAGCAGACAAGGACGAGGACCGUGAAGAAGGACAGAACUGUAAUAUUAUGGCGUCCUUGGCAGUACCCUCACAACAUCCACGGGCUAGAGAACGUGCUUCCAGUGUCUGUGAUUCAGACAUAGAUUUAAAUAUUAGAGUCAUCAGUUAUGAAGACACUGUUCGCAAGCUCGAUCACUACUAUGGCAUUGUCAAGCGACAACUACUACAGAACCAGAGCAUCACUCUUGGAAUCUUCCCGCUGGUCAGCCAGGAGACUGAAGUAGCUGAUAUGCGCACUUCUAUUUAUUGCUCGGCAUGUAUUUGGAGUCUCUUCCAGGCCUACAGGCGUAUAGAUGAUGAUCGUGGGAAGGCAUAUGAGCUAGGCCAGUCAUGUGUCAAGUGCAUGCGUGGGAUACUCACAUGCUGGAUGCGCCAGACUAAUCUUGUAGAAAACUUCAAGAAGGGCCAAAACCCUAAAUAUGCAUUACACUCCAAGUUUCAUCUGAUAACUGGAGAGGAAGUUAUAUCAUCUGAUAACUAUGGUCAUCUUCAAAUUGAUGUAGUAUCCCUCUACCUGCUGUUUCUGGUACAGAUGAUCAAUUCUGGACUACAAAUCAUAUACACAAUGGAUGAAGUGACAUUUGUUCAGAAUUUAGUAUACUAUGUGGAGAGAGCAUACCGUACCCCAGACUUUGGGAUGUGGGAACGUGGCAGCAAGUACAACAAUGGUACCCCUGAGCUGCAUGCAAGUUCCAUUGGAAUGGCCAAAGCAGCACUCGAAGCUAUCAAUGGUUGUAACCUUUUUGGAGAGAAAGGUGCAUCAUGGUCCGUCAUCUUUGUUGAUAUUGAUGCACACAACCGAAACCGUAGUAUCUUCGAAACAUUAUUACCAAGAGAAUCUAGCUCAAAGAAUGUGGAUGCAAGUCUACUGCCCACCAUAUCAUUCCCUGCUUUUGCAACUCAUGACCAGAUGUUGUACUCAAAAACUAGAUCACAGAUCAUUAACUCCUUGGAAGGCAAGUACGGGUUCAAGAGAUUUCACCGAGAUGGUUAUGGAACGGUUAUGGAAGACAAGAAAAGGAGGUUUUAUCACAGUGCAGAAACAAAGGAAUUUGAGAAGAUAGAAUGCCAGUGGCCCUUAUUCUACUUGUACAUGAUUUUAGAAGGCAUGUUCAAGAGUAAAGAAGAACAGGUGGAAGAGUACAAAAACAAACUAAAACCUCUUCUGAAGAGAGAUAAGUGGGGAGGUACUGGUGGCCGAUACUCUGCCUUCCAACGUUCAAGGUACUUUUUAAAGGGAACAGCAAGUGACUUGGUAGUACAAGUUGUCCUGAUCGCAGAGAGUAUGCGAUUGCAAGCAAUGAUGGCAACAUACGGUAUCCAGACCCAGACACCACAUGAGGUAGAGCCAGUGCAGAUUUGGCCGCCUAGAGAACUAGUUAAAGUUUACCAGAAUCUUGGCGUCAGCGAAAAAUUAGGUCUCCAGGGUCGUCCAACUCGACCCAUUGGUGCGUUAGGGACAAGCAAGAUAUAUCGUGUAUGUGGCCAGACAGUGCUGUGCUAUCCUCUGGUGUUCGAAGUUAGUGACUUUUACCUCUCUCAUGAUAUGGCUCUUCUUAUUGACGACAUUAAAACAGAACUGCACUUUGUUGGAAAAUAUUGGAGGUUAUCAGGUCGCCCAACAGUUUGCAUUCUCAUAAGGGAAGAGCAUAUGAGGGAUGUGCACUUUCGUGAGCUACUGGAUUUAUUAGCAAUGCUGAAGACUGGAUACUGCGACGGCCUCAAAAUUCGUACCGGCAGACUGCAAAACCUCAUUUCAUCCUCUUGCAUAGAGCAUCUGGACUUCAUGAGUACCAUGAAUAUUGACCUAGAUAUUACACCUUUUGAGCAGCUUCAACAUGCCAGUAUUGGGUAUCAGUCUCUCACAGAUGUUCCAACUGCCAUCACUUACUCUGAGGAUUCAAUGAGCUUUAAGGAUAUGGGAUUGCAACCUACUUCAGAAGUGCUUAAUGUGCUGAGAUCAGUUUCAACUCUACAUGGUCAGACUCAGCUGCUGGGAAUUCUUCUUCGUCGGGAAGGUCCAGACUUCCAGGUUGAUGGUGUUUCAGUAAACGACCGCCUAUGCGCCCUGCUCCGUCAAGCUUCCUCCCUUCGAUACUGGGCUGCUGUGCGAGAGUGUACGGCAUUACUCGCCAAGGAGGUGGAGUCAAUCUCACCUUACAUCACUACUGUAUUAGUUUCAGGAAAACAGUUAACAGCUGGUUAUGGCAAUGAUGAGAUACUUCUCGACAAACCAGUCCAACCUGCUGAAAUACACGAUCUUUUCUACACUCCAGCACUUCAGUCUCAUAAUGUGGUGCAGGCAGUUUUGCAGCAAGAAGUAGUUCUCUACUGUGGCAAACUUAUUGCUACACACACACAACUCUUCAACGGCAUUCUCAACAUAAGAAUUGGAUGGAUGAUCAAAGCUAUGACCUACUACUUACAUGAUGUGUGUAAGGUGAAGGAAACCAUCGAAUCACUGGCUCCAAAUGAAGUACGCCGAUUGGUUGUCAAGGUGCUCUCUCUAGACGAGUGGGCACACAAGGAGAAAUUAACUCCACAACAAAUUCGAGUCAUUGAUGGUUGUCUUGGGCGAACACCAAAGAGGUUUUAUGAAAAGGUAUUCAACAUUUUGUCAAAGACUACACAGGGGGUUCGUCUCUGUGAUCAGUUACUUCCACAGCAGCCUACCAUUUCUGAAAUGUCUUCUGGGGAAUUAAACUUUGCCCUUACUGUCCAGUCUCUACUCAACCGCAUCCAGCACCCUGAAUAUCGACAGAUUGUUGUUGAGGUUUUCUCAGUGGUAGCAACCAUCCUAGAGAGAAAUCCUGAACUUAAAUUCCCUCAUGAAUUGAAUUUAGACCAGAUUGUUAGAGAGGCUUUCAAAAUGUUUUUAAAGGAUUUGGGUAGAGAUUGGAAAGACGACAUGUCUUCCUUUUACAACGCUUCACAAGUUGCUGUGACAAGCUAUUUAGCGCGUGCUAUUGUUAACUUUAUGCUCUCAGGUGAUAUUCGUAGUGAGAUUGAAGAAGGUUCUACUUUCUGUCAAGUAUCAUAAGUGUCCAGCCAAGGAUUUCACGGCACCGUGUUGCUACACUUACUGCUGAAAUGGACCAACAGUUUAAUGGCAUCGCAGAAGCAACAAAUAUUGUGAAAGAAACAUUUGAGGAAAAAUUAUCAUGUCAUCCAAAAUAUCAAAGGUAUGUAGUCUGGCACUCCUGCAUAUACAUACACAAUAGCAUAUUACAGUCAUAGGUAUAAAAUUCAAAUUUUAUUUGUGUAUAUUUGACAUCAGAAUUUGGUUAUGUGAAUUGUAUGGAAGCAACCAACCAUUAGUCAUCCCUAGUACACCUGCCAUCCGACUUACGACCAUGUUUUGUAUGUAAAUGUUCUGGGAAAUAAACAACUGUGUUGUACACAGUGUUUCUCCUAAACCUUAUAGUAUAAAAUACAGUACUAACAGCAUAAAAAAUGAAAUACCAAAAUAAAAUCAUUACAUAAUAUGAUAUUCAGUAGUAAGGUUCAACUUGUGUCCGGUUAGUAGGAACCAAGCUUGGUCGUAAGUCAGAUGGUAGGUGGGUGUAUUUUAUAAAUUCAUCAAAUAUAAUUUUAAUUAUUUUUUAUUAACAUUUGAAUAGGUUUACUACAUUGAAAUACAAAGCCCAUGUGGGUUAAUCUUUGUAGACCAAGCUUAGAAGUUCCAGUGCCCAUAUUUUAUUGUAGUGCUUACCAGUAUAUCACAUUUGAUUUAAUGGCCUCAUAAGUUUUUUAAUAUUAGUAUCAAAAUGUAACCUGUUGCUCACAGAGUGCCAUGUCCGCCUCUACACUGAUAUCUUGGAUUUGAUCAUUUCUGCACAUUGUUACCAAGCUAGCUUUAAAUAAUUUUACACUGUUAGUGGCAAGUUUAUAUUUUUUCUGAGAUAGGUACUGUAUAAUUGUGGGAGUGUUACCAUAGAAUCUAAAGCUGCAGCCAGCAGGCUGGUUAUUUCUCAGAUAAAGAUUUUCUUGCCACAAAUAAUAUUGGUCAAUUACAAAGGUGAUUAAUAUACUGAGACAGUUGAAGAGAUGGUGUUCACUUCCUCAGACUUGACAGAAUUUAUUCAUUCCAUAACAUUGAUCAUAUGAACUGAACAACUGUCAAGGCUGAGGAAUUGAUUAUUUCUUCAACUCUCUUGUACAUUAGUCAACUCUGCAUUUGAGUGAAAAAGCAAAAACCUUAUAGAAAUAAUGCACAUAUUUUAUUCAUCUACUACUUGGUAUUGUAUGCCAUUAAUAUAUUUAGAGCCUUUUUUGUGUGUGUGUGUGAAUAUAAUUUUCUUAUAUGUUUAGGUGGUCAGUAUUGUUUACCUAAAAAAGUAUAGUUUAUUUCUAGUACAAUUGUUGAUAAAUUUUAUAUGCAGUAUCCAGAUGUGAAUUGUGUGGCGAAGUACGGCUGCGUGUUUAUAUUCUGGAGGUCAUUCAUUCAGCAUUUAAUUAUUCACAAAAAAGUGCUAAAUCAGCACUCUACAAAUAAAGGUACAGAAUUAUUUUGUGAAAUUUUAGCUGAAUAUUCUAGUCAUACAAUAGUGAUAUCCACAGGAUAUCUGUUGUUUACUACAUUUAAGUACAGUUUUUAUUAUUCUUUCUUAUGAAUUUGUUAUGUUAAAAAUGUCACUGGUAAUUAGAUCACUAAUUACACUGUUCUACAAAUUUUGAGCUUUGGAGAGAGAAAAAAGUUAUUUCACUUAAUGGUUUUUGGGGAGCACUAAAUAUGACCAAUAAUUGAUUGGCUAAAGGAAAUUUCAUUUUUUUUUUUAAACAGUUAUACAUUGUGGCUAUACGAAACUAUGGUUUAAAAACUAAGUGCGAGUUUGAAUAAAGAGCCUUUAUCCCUGUACAAUUCAUUUACCCCUCCCCUUCGAGGUCAGUUUAUAUCUUUAUACAUUAAGGCAUUUCUGUAUUCAGUGACAAGAUCAGUAGAGAACAAGUAUUAUUGCUGUAGACCAGGGUUCAGUGAAUCUUGACCUUAAAAUUUUGUAUGUAUGUAAAAAUCUUGAUCAUUUAAACUAAGUAUAUCACAGUGCCAAAAAAAUAGAUACCUACUGAAACUUUCCUGGGAAGGGAGGUAGCAAGAGAAUGAUAGUUAUUUUGCUUCCUUUUCCUAGCAGAUCCCCAUCUAUGCUAGAAAGUAUAGACUAGUGCUACAACCCAUGAAAGUUUAAAAUUGAUUAAAUGAGGUCCAGACUUACGCAAGUUGGUAAUCAGUUACUGUCAAGAACAGUGAAACUCAAGUUAUUGAUGUUUAUAUUUUAUUUGAGUAUCAUUGUUGUAAAGAUACAUUUCACAUUGUGGAAUGUCAUCAUCCCCUAUUUAAUAUGCACAAGUCCUUCCUUUAUGCAUUCAAUAUCAAAGAUUUUAUUGGGACUUUCAAGUAUUUUCUAGGAUAUGAGAACAAGUUAGCCAUGAACAUAGUUCAUAUCUUGAAAUUUGAUCCUACCGACUAUUCCAAAACAAGUAGUAGGUGCAAAUUCCCCGUUAUUAGAUAUUUAAGUAUCGAAAUAUUGAGUAUUUUAAUAAAUUCUAUUACUAAGUGACGGGUGCCUGUGUACAGAUCUAGUACGCUUGCAAAUAACAGCUGUAAUAGUGAUUCAAUAAUAAACAAUGAAGCCACGUACAUACAAGAGCUAGCCUUUUUGAAGCAUACGAGUCUCAAAUCUUAUAAGAGCAAUUACAUAGACUAUUUUGCAUUAAUAUCAAUAAACACUUGCUAAAUUGAAAAAAAAAAAAAAA
Molecule: messenger RNA, 5858 nt
Organism: Cherax quadricarinatus
Lineage: Eukaryota; Metazoa; Arthropoda; Malacostraca; Decapoda; Parastacidae
Source: RefSeq, a predicted model, not a curated record